AUGGAACCAGUGGGACUAGCCGUUGGUGUCGCAGGCCUUGCUGGCCUCUUCAGCACUUGCUUGGAAGCUGUCCAAAGGGUUGACUCGUACAAAAACUAUGGCCGCGAUUCUCGUUCCCUCGCCGCGCAGUUCGACGCCGAUAAGCACCGAUUCGAGCAAUGGGGCCAGGCCGUCGGCAUCAAAGACGGGAAGCUGUCCGAUGCCCACCACCCCGCUCUCGAUGAUGCGCAAAAGUUGUCGAUAGUUCACAAAUUGUUGGGCAGCAUUCAAGAUUUCUGUAGCGGUGCAGACGACACCAUCGACCAACGGCCUGCCCUAGCAGACGGCGAAUUCCCGACAAACAAGCUACUCUCUACCCGGCUAGCCCGGCCACGUCAGGGCGCGCUGACAGAUUCAAAGUUGCGGCAGGCGGCUUGGGCGCUGCACGGGAAGGCAAAGCGCACAGAGCACGUCCAGAAGUUUGCGACCCUGGCGAGUGCAACAGAAGUGCUGCAGGAAAACCUGAAUUCAACGAUCUAA
Molecule: messenger RNA, 519 nt
Organism: Colletotrichum chrysophilum
Lineage: Eukaryota; Fungi; Ascomycota; Sordariomycetes; Glomerellales; Glomerellaceae
Exons: 1
Coding region: 1-519 (172 amino acids)
Source: RefSeq, a predicted model, not a curated record